GAGCCUCUGAGCCAAUGAACAGCUUCAUCGCUCUGAAUGAAAAGUGAGAUGGAAAACAGAGUAACGGGACGCGUCUCCGUGUUCAGGAUGGAAACCUAGCAGUGUUUGCUAACCUGCGCUACGUGUUCACAGAUUCGCACACGGUAUAACGGUUAAGAUGCAGUUCAUGCUGCUGUUUAGUCGGCAGGGCAAGCUGCGCUUGCAGAAGUGGUACGUGCCGCUGUCCGACACACAAAAGAAGAAGAUCUCCCGUGAGGUCAUCCAGAUGGUGUUGGCCCGCAAACCCAAAAUGUGCAGCUUUCUGGAGUGGAGAGACUUAAAAAUUGUCUACAAGAGAUAUGCCAGCCUGUACUUCUGCUGUGCUGUGGAAGACCAAGAGAAUGAACUGAUCACCCUCGAGAUCAUCCACAGAUAUGUCGAGCUGCUGGACAAGUAUUUUGGCAGCGUAUGUGAGCUGGACAUCAUCUUUAACUUUGAGAAGGCUUACUACAUCCUCGAUGAGUUUAUACUGGGUGGGGAAGCUCAGGAGACAUCUAAGAAGAUUGUAUUGAAGGCCAUCGAACAGGCAGAUAUGUUGCAAGAGGUGUUCAACAGCAUCGUCGGUGUGAUACAUUUCUCAGCAUGCAUGGAUUUUCUUUUUUUCUUUUUUGCCAUCUCUGAUAAGUGUAAGUGUGCAUCUUUUCCAGGAAGCAGAAGCACCACGCAGUGUACUGGAAGAGAUUGGACUCACAUAAACCUCCUCAGUUCUGCAAAAUAAUGAGUAACACUUUCUCAUUUCCUGCCUUUUCAGUAUAUGUGUGUUGGUCUUAUUUUGAAGUCGCACAAAAACCCAUAGUAUCUGGAUUUAGUCAAAUAUGCAACUUCCUUCCAGUGUUCUUUGAUUAAUGUGUUUUCAAGUACAUACUGAACAACAAAGCAGUCUAUGGAUCCAGAACACAACAUCUGGUAGUUAUAUUGUGAUUUAUAGUAUCGAGUUAUAUCUUUUUCAUUACCUCAGUUUGUGUCCUUCGCUGCCUUAAAACACACAAUUGGGAUUUUUACUGGGUGUGAACUCAGCGUGUCCGUGUAGGUCACGUUUUUUUUCUUUUGGCGCUCAAACGUAAAGAUGAGUAUGAUGGCACACAAAGUCAUAAGUAUCUAAACAUUUGUGGAAUAAAAAAAUAGCUAACUAAAUGUAUUAGAAUAAGUUCUACCGAUAACACUGUAACUGUUUACCACCUACCAUCAGGAUCACGGUGAAGUACAUGCUUUGUCCUGGCAAGAUGUUUCAUAAAUAAUUCUUCACUUAAAUAAGUAUCUGAACACACUUGCACAAACAUUUCUUGCUUCUUUUCCAUUGUUAAACACGAUCUUUAAGACAAAACUUUAAAAUAAACAUACGACAUCACAUAAGAAGAUAUAGAAUAUUCCCCCUGGACUGUGUGUCCACUGUAUUGCCUGGUUUAACUGAUGCUUCAUAAAAUGCUCCCAGGGUUCAGUUUAUUUUCAAUACCAAAGAAUUUCUCCUGUCCUGUUUGUGUCGAUAAUUUCUAGAUGACACUGUGGUUCACUGCCUAAUCUCUUUGGGGAGAAAAAAUGAAGGUCCUUUCAAAGGUAAAUUGAAAUGCAAAUAAAACAUUGUGUCAGCAAUAA
Tachysurus fulvidraco (yellow catfish) is the source of this 1632-nucleotide messenger RNA. It is a transcript of the gene ap1s2, whose product is annotated as adaptor related protein complex 1 subunit sigma 2. Gene Ontology annotation, molecular function: clathrin-cargo adaptor activity. Gene Ontology annotation, cellular component: intracellular membrane-bounded organelle; membrane coat; AP-1 adaptor complex. The record is from RefSeq and is a predicted model, not a curated record. The transcript is spliced from 5 exons. Bases 158 to 757 code for a protein of 199 amino acids. NCBI's taxonomy places the organism in Eukaryota, Metazoa, Chordata, Actinopteri, Siluriformes, Bagridae. Gene Ontology annotation, biological process: vesicle-mediated transport; intracellular protein transport.